GAUUUUGGUAAUAAGCCACAACCUAAGGUAACUGGUCUCUAAGGACUGUUCCUGAUAUAAAUAAUAAUUUUAAAAAAUCACCGCUGUAAAUAUGAAAUUAUUGAUUGAGUUUUAAUUCAAAGGUGGGUAAUAUACCUCAAAGGUGUGGGGAUUGUUAACUGUGCACCAUAAUAUUGAAUUAACUUUGAAAUCAUGCGCUGUCACUUUAAUUAGGCACUUUACUGUGACUUCACUGACUUGAGUCUUGAUGAGUUUUAAGUUUAAGCAGUUUUUUUGGUUUCUUUUGUUUUGCCCACUGCUUAGUGCUUAAUAUAAUAAUAUUUUGACUACAAUGAAAGUAGUUGCCAACUUUAAACAACAAAUUAUAGGCCUACUAUUUAAAUUUAGGCUAUAGGCCACUUCGCAAAGUUAAAAUAAAAAUAAAACACAUGCGUUUGACCAACUUGCGACCAACUUCAACUUGCGUUGGAUUGGACUGGAGUGAGCUGUUAUGAAGUGCUAAUUUUAAAUGAAAUAAUAAAAUAAUAGGCGAUUAAUGGGAUAUAAUUUUUCUUUUGUGGAAGGAAUGAAGGAAUAUUCAGUUUAUAAAAAGAAUGAAAUCUGAAGUAUUUGCCAGAGUAAAAUCUGUAUUCCUUUAACUUUAAGAAAUUGAUUAGCAGUUGCAAGCUUUCUUUACUGUAGAUGUUAUUAUCACACUCUGGUUACUUGUACGGUAGCACUUUGACUUUGACUUGCUUUGUAAGUUUGCAAGCUGCACGAGGGUCAAGUGAUGGUACAAAACUGUGGUAUCAAAUCAAAUGAUGCUACUUUAUUGGUACCAAACUGUGAUAUCAAAUAAAACUUUGAAGGCAUCUAACACUACCUCUUACUAGGGACCUCGGUAUCGACCGGAAAUACCAGAAAAACGGGUAUCGUAUUUUCGUUGUCAUAAUGGCGACCUCUACUUUUUAAUUUACUGAGGGUAUCGUUGUUUUGUGAUUCAUAAUCGAUUUUUAGCAUAAUAAUAUAAUUUUACUUCCGCCAAUUACUUAAAGCCGACAUCUUUCCUGUUAUAUUAAGAGUUCGUUUGAUUUUUUGGGUCAAGAUUAAAGCUUUGAAAAUUGAAGUUAAAAAUUGGUCAACUUCACUCAAGAAUAACUUUUUUUUAAAAAUGCGCUCAAUAAUAAAAAAACUCCGCUCAUAUAAUUUAUAAGUUCAUUUACAAUAUAUCCAAAAUUCAUGAGUGUAGUCCAUGAGUGGGCUUCAAAAAUUAAUUUCCAAGAUGUCAUUUUUUUAGGCUAUGUAAUUUGUCAUCAUGGCAACCGUGCUUGUCUGCUUAUUUCCAAUUAUCGAUAGCAGCCGUGGGGUAAUUAAUAAUUCAUUAAGUUGGUUAUCCAGAGUGUAAAUGGGAAAUAUAACUAAUAAAAAAUCAUUUUAUAUAAAUAAAAAAUGUUUUAUAAUUUAUAACAUAAAUAAUUAUUAUUGGCUUAUUGAAUAUCAGUGAUUUCAAUUUUUUGGUUGGUUGCCAUGGACCUGGCUGACACUGACAUGGGAAUGAUAAGCUCUUGUCUUUGACUUAGAUAGUGAUAGGCUUAGUAAAAGUAUUAUAAUAGUAUUUAUACUAUUAAAAAUGAUUUAAGGAGUGGGAUAAAUAGCUUUUAUUACAGCUAAUAUAUUUAUCAUUUAUAUUAGUUUAUAUAUUUAUAGAUAAAUAUUUAUUUGUGUGUAUAUAUAUAUAUAUAUAAUGACCAUUAGGCUAUAGGCCUUGUAUACAUAUAAUAUAGUAUAAUACAAAGCAUACUACAUCAGGGUUAAGGCCUAUACCCAACCCAACUAAUUUGUAGGACCUAUUAUAAUAAAUUAUAUUUAAUGAUAUUUUAGGAUAUGUAAUAAAAUUUUAAUGAAUAUUGUGAUUCUUACUUAAGGCAUAAACUAAGUAAAACAUUUUGAAAUAUUCACUUACCUUUGGUAUUGAAAUAUCCUAUAUUUAAUCACAUAUCACAAUAUUCCACAAGAGAAUUAUUAUAUAAUCCUCGGUUUCUCAAAGAAAAAACACACUUUCUGGCACUACAAUCCAAGAAUUACUUAAGAUAUUAUUAAAGAACAAUCAUAAAAACCUGUACUUACCUCUAGUAAAUGACUAGAACUUAUUUUAUUAACAGCUAAAGUCAAAGUUGAUUCUAAUAAUACAUGUUGAUUUGUAAAACAAGAUUACAAACUUAAAAUAAAUGACAUGCUGAUUGUUUUGUCAUACUCAUAGGAAUAAUAUAAUAUAUAGUAUACAUAUGUAGAAAAUGGUAAAAUAAAAAGUGUAAUUGUCAAUUUUAAAUAAAUAAAACAAAUAAUCCCUUUAUUAUUUGUUUAUGCUUAUAAAUGCUAAACAAUUCCACAGAAAAUCUGCAAUUAAUAUCUAAAGAAUAUUAUUAUUAUGAUGAUUUUUGGGAAAUUAAAAACAAAAUUAAAACAAAAUUUUAAUUAAUUAAUUACAAAUAAGUGAUGAGUCAGCAUUUUUAUACAUUUUUAAUAGGCAAAUAAUAAAGUUUUUUUUGGUUAUAUUUGCGGCAUAUUAACAAAAACUAAAGUAUAUUUUGUGGCUUUAUUUAGAAGUACUCUUAUUUAACUAUGUUCCCUGUAAAUAUUAUAUUUUUGUCUCAUUUUAUAAUAAAGUUAUAGGCGUUAAAAAAAAAAGCAAAAUGAGGGUCACAAAAUGUGGAGGAAAAUCCCAUAGUAAAAAAGUGGUUUUGAGGUCCCUACUAAAAAAUUCAUAACUUUUGAACCACUUGAGCUAGAAAGUUGAUCUUGGUGUUUUUGUAAUCUAUUCACCAGGCUCUAAACAGCUGUAGUAUUUUUAUAUUUUAAAAAAUGUUUUGAAAUUUUCAUCAAAGUGGCUACUCUUACCUAUUAAAAAAAAUCAUGUAAAUCGGACUUUGCCUUGUGGAAUAGUUUGAAAUGCCUUGUAAAAACCAAUAACUGCUUCAAAACUGUGUUCUAAAGACUAACACCGAUUUUUAAAUUUAAAAAAAAAAAAUACAAAACAAUAUUAACAUUCUUUGUGAGUUGAGAUGAAAUACUAGCCAGUGACUGAGUAACCUGUGAGUAGAUUACCACACCUAUUAAAGCCAUUGGAUGACUGGUUUACCUUUAAGAUUGUAUUUAAUUUAAGUUUCCAUGGCCAUAUUAUUUUAAUAAAUUGUAUCUGAAAAUAAUAUUAUUAUGAUAAUAUGAAUUUAUUUAUCAAUCAAAGGUUUCACAGUUUUUUAAUGAUGGCUGCUGUCCCUGAAAUCGCAGCUGAUGCUGUUCUUGUGCAGAGUGAACAGAUGCCUGAAGGGUCAGAGGUUGUCAGAGGUUAUGACUUUAAUGAAGGUGUUGAUUACCACAAUGUUUUUAAGUCAUUGUCACGAACAGGAUUUCAAGCUACUAGUGUUGGACAGUCUAUUACAGAAAUUAACAGAAUGGUAUGGAGAAAAAAACUAACCAAAAAUUAAGAUCUAUGUUUAAAUUAUUAUUUUUUGGUUGUGGAAAUAAAUGGCAAAAUGAAAACAGUAUUCUGAAAUAAAAUGCUGAUGCAUUAUAAUGAUAAAAUAUUAAUAAAUAUAUUAAGAGAACUUUGAUUUUAAUUGAAGUAAAAUUUAAUACAAAAUUAACAAAGCAAUUAUUUUUUUUUUUAUUUGUGUUGCUAUUUAACAAUGCAAUUUCACAAUUACGUAUACUUUGUUGCUUUUCUGCUUGUUUUCCUUAAAUGGCCAGAUUGACUGUAAAUUUCAAGAAAUCAGUGAAGAAAAAAAGCCUGAAGUGAAUCUGAAUCCAUGUGGCAGAGAGCUGACUAACUGUACAAUUUUUCUUAGCUAUACAUCCAACUUGAUAUCUGCUGGGUCCAGAGAGCAAAUCCGAUACCUUGUACAACACAAUAUGGUAUCUAAAAGAUUUAGCAAUUUAAUUACUAUUUUUUAAAAAAAAACAUUAUUUUUAGUCCAAAUUUAUAAUUGAGAUAUUUUAUUAUUUAACUUUAACAUGUUUUAUGCCAAACUAUGUUCAUUCUGUGCAGCAGACCUGUUUACUCUUACGAUUUUGGCGUACAAUGUACGAUUUUGAGGUGUUAACAUGUAUACUGUAUGUUUAUUUUUUUCUAUAAAUAUAAGGUAUUGAACGAUUUUGUGAUAAUAUUGUACGAUUUUAAGAGUCUGAGGGUAAACAGGUCUGGUACAGCUAUUUUUUAGCAUCUUUGUUAUCUAUUAAAUUUGAGUUUGAUCACACCAACAAAUAAGAAGUCAAAUUUGGACCAAACAUAAUAAAUAGGUUGAUCUUUAGGUGAAGGUUUCAGUGUUGUGUUUGUCAAGGUUGACUGUUUAGUGACAAGUGCUGGUGGUGUGGAAGAGGAUUUCAUCAAGUGUUUAGCCCCAACCUACAUUGGAGACUUUUCAUUGCCUGGGAAAGAACUGCGGGCCAAAGGCAUCAACCGAAUAGGCAACUUGCUUGUCCCCAACUCUAACUAUUGCUUGUUUGAGAACUGGCUCACUCCCAUCUUGGACAACAUGGUUGAUGAACAGAAUGAGGUAAGAUGACAAUAAUAUUAGUUAUCAAUAUGAUCAUGCAAUUUGUAUUCCAGUUUGAAUAUUAUAUGGUAAUGAGGGGAGAGACUGCAAUCAGGUUAACAAAAUAGGAAAUUACAUUGUUUUUUCUGUUUUUUAUUCGCUGACGAAGGCUUCCUGCCAACACAUUCGUUGUUUUGUUGCGUUCCUUUAUUCAGGGUUGGGCCAUACUUUGUCCUGCUCAUUUCCUAUUGAAUAUGACAUCCAUAUAAUUUCAUAAUAUAUAUAACUUUUAAAUGGAAAAAAAAAUGGUUAAGAAACAUUGAAAUUUGAAAAUAUGUCCUGUGGGUCUAUAGAAGCACCCGCAAUUAGGAGUUGCUAUUAAUACUUUUAUUCACACAAAAAUGAUUCUUUUCUCCUGAUUUAUUUUUUUCUAAACUACUUCUUAAUUUUUGUUUUGAGUUUGGUAACAAAUAUUUCCAUAUUCCUCCAUUCUAUUACAUUGGUCAUGUCAACACAAAGCUAAUAUUAUAACAAUCCCCAUCAUAACAGGGAACCAAGUGGACUCCUUCAAAAGUGAUUGCCAGACUGGGGAAAGAGAUGGACAACCCAGAUUCUGUUUACUAUUGGGCCUACAAGGUUCGUGACAGCUGACAUUAAAAUGUGAUUACCUGACUGGGAAACGAGAUUGUUAAUCCAGAUUCUGUUUAACUAUUGGGCCUACUGAGUUAGUGACAGCUGACAUUAAAAUGUGAUUGCCUAACUGGGGAAAGAGAUUGUUAAUCCAGAUUCUGUUUACCACUGGGCCCCACAGGUUAGUGACAGCUGAAAUUUAACCCACCGGUAUGGCGCUUAAGAUCUGGAUUAUCUCCUCUGUAGCAACGUAUAGCAGACAAACAUGUUGCAGUUUGCCAUUUAAAUAACUGCAGGUUGAAUUUUUGUUUAGAAAUGUCCUAAUGUGACUUGCAUUGAAUUCUGAACAGAACAACAUUCCAGUUUUUUGCCCAGCACUCACUGACGGUUCCCUUGGGGACAUGAUCUACUUCCACUCUUAUCAAAAGCCUGGGCUGGUCAUAGACAUUGUGGAAGGUAAGACUACUGUUACAUUAUAGCCUGUGUCUUGACCUAAUUUCACUUUGACGAAGAACUAAAGCGUCCACCGCUCCCCUCCCCCAUUAUUUGUUUUGAUGUUAAUGUCACCGAUGUUGGUAGCGCUUUACCAACCCCACAACCACAACUAAUUGGGAAAAGGUUGUUUAUGUUCUAUUUGUUCUAAAGAAUUCAAUCAGGUGACAGAAUUUCAAGAAUUUCUUUUCUGGAGGGCUCUAACUUACUCCCUUUAAAGAUAAGCCUACAGCUCUUUCCUAGCUGACAAGAGAGAUUUUUUGCUUUAUUUCCUAGAUAUUUACUAGAUAUUUACUAGACGUAAUAUACUUUCAAGAUUGUACUCUUUCUGUUUGUGUGUAAAUUAAUAUUUGUAUCUUUUAAGGAUUGUACUUUUUCACUUGCUGUGCUGUAAGUUGAUAUAAUUUUUAUUUCUGUAUGUUUGAUUUAGUAUUCUUUAUAUGAAUUUAAUAGUAUGAUUAAAUUGAAUAUUGUUAGUAAUCACCGGCUUUUAUAUCGUUUUUCCUUGUAUAUUUAUUUAUUUAUUUAGCCAAUUUUAUAUAGCGCUUACCUUAAAGCACUAAGCGCUUUACAAUUAUUAAAAACAUGUAAACUAAGUAAAAUAAAAAUGAGACACUAGGAUAGUAACUACUUUACUAUAGAAACAAUUAAAAUGGCUAUAAAAUGAGGACACUGAAUUUUCAGUCCUCUGUUCAUCUAAUGAGCCAAAUCUUAAGCAUAUAAAAUCUUCAAAACCAUUUAACGCUAUGUCACACUACCUAACAGCAUGCUUAUAGGAGCUCACAAUUCAAAAAAUUAGUUCUGUUGUGAGUAGAUGUAAGACCUGAUAGCAUUGAUAGCAUGCUUGUAUGGGCACAAAGCAUUAGGGCUGUUAUGAGUAAAUAGCUCGCUCAUUCAGCUCUAAAUAUCCUACAGUUUCAGCAGAUUGUUAGUUCUUGUUCUGGUUAGGGUUUGGGGGGGUGGGUGCAAAUUUAGUCAAAGAAAAGAAAUCGCUGCCCUACUGGAAUAUAGAAACCCGAACUAUUUUUUUUUUUUAAUUGCUUAUAAAAAAUACACUUUUUUUUUUUUUUUUAUUUAAAUUAUUUUUAAGAUUUUUUGUUUUUUUCCCUUUAUUUUACAUUUUUUUUUUUUUAAUUCUUUUUGACUUGUUUUUUUUUUUUUUUUUGAUUAGUUAAAGUAAUUUUUAGAAUUUUGAGUUAUGUCCCCUAUAUUUCACAUAUUUUAUUUUUCAAUGCUUUUAGUCUUUUUUUUUUUUUUUUUUUAACGUCCAUUUUGAAAUAUGCAUGUGUUGGACUCGGACUUCACUGUUUAAUUUAACAUUGGCUUUUCACAUGUCGCUGUGCUUCACUUUAAAUUUUCCAGACAUACGCCUGAUCAACAGCCAGGCGGUGUACGCUGUCAAUACGGGAAUGAUCAUUCUGGGAGGGGGUGUCAUCAAGCAUCAUACGUGUAAUGCAAAUCUUAUGGUACGCUACGGUUGUUUUGAAAAUGUCCGUGUGGACACCUUUUUUUUAAAAAAAAAAAUUUUGCUUUUGAUAUGUCUUUUGUGUGUGUCCGCAACUUCAAUUUUUUUAAAACCACCUUCCACGUGACCUAGAGUGAUGAAAUAUGGCUUGAAGCAUAAUGAAACUGGAACUUUUAAUCCAAGAAAUAAUGAAUAAGAAAUGCCAGUGAGGAAGGAAAAUAACUGAGCAUGAGAAAAAUAUAAAAUACUAGGGCUAAACCGGGUGCAUUUUUUAAAAAUUCCAAAACCAGUAAUUUUGAGAAAAUACCUGAUGGGUCCAAGUGUGACCAAAAAAUGAAGUUAACUUCUCAUUUUCUAUAAUAUAUGCCAGCCUUUAAACAAUACACCUACAGAAAGUCCUACACUCUACUUGCUGGGCCUUAAACAAUAGGCUUACAGACAGUCCUACACCCUACCUGCCGGCCUUUAAACAAUAGGCCUACAGUCUUACAGGCAGUCCUACACUCUACUUGCCGGGCCCUAAACAAUAGGCCUAUAGACAGUGCUACACUCUACUUGCAAGCCAAAAACAAUGAGCCUACAUACAGUGCUACUGAAAGUCCUACACAAUACCUGUAGCUCUUUAUUGACUAAUGUAACAGCCGUCUCCCCAUAAAGAAAGAAAAAAAAUCAACUUGAAAAGAGUUCAGACGUUGUCAUGCACGAAAGCUUGCUGUGUGACAGCCUUUUUUUUCCCCACUCAGUACUAUUCAUAUAGAACAUGUGUAGUUUGGGAGGGCCGGUUGGGAAGAGGGAGCAGGACAUACUAGAAGCAAAAAUAUAUAUAACAGAUACUUAUUUAAAGUUCUUGCCCUUAAUUUAAAGAUGAACGAUGCACCGUAACUAAAAUAGAUUUUCUCAUUCAAACAAAUCUAAUUUAUCCAUUUUAUUGCUAUCAUAGAACGUGGAUGGGGGGGGGGGGUAUCUGCUCCCGCGUGGAACUUUUUUCUGUAUAUUGAGAUGAAGUAUUUUUUAUCUUUCUGCAGGGUUUUUUUUGCUGGGGGGGGGGGGGUUUUCGCCCGGCCCGGGCGGCUCUAUUGUUGCCAAGAGAAACUUUGUUUUAAAAAUAUUUAAUUGUAGGUAUCUGCUCCCGCGUGGAACUUUUUUCUGUAUAUUGAGAUGAAGUAUUUUUUAUCUUUCUGCAGAGUUUUUUUUGCUGGGGGUGGGGGGAUUUUCGACCGGCCCGGGCGGCUCUAUUGAUGACAAGAGAAACUUUGUUUUAAAAAUAUUUAAUUGUUAACACUCGAUUCCCUUGACAUAAGUUGUCAACAACAUGCUAUCUUCUUACACUGAUGUAACUGGUUAAAAUGGUGAUACCUGCCACUACAUGCUAUCUUCUUACACUGAUGUAACUGGUUAAAAUGGUGAUAUCUGCCACUACAUGCUAUCUUCUUACACUGAUGUAACUGGUUAAAAUGGUGAUACCUGCCACUACAUGCUAUCUUCUUACACUGAUGUAACUGGUUAAAAUGGUGAUACCUGCCACUACAUGCUAUCUUCUUACACUGAUGUAACUGGUUAAAAAAGGUGAUACCUGCUACUUAUUCAAAAUUUAAUUGACUCUAUUACUUCCCCAUGUCAACUUUAGCUGAGACAUAUCCUGAAUUUGUCUGUUUCAGAGAAACGGUGCAGACUUCUCAGUGUUUGUCAACACAGGAUCUGAGUAUGAUGGCAGCGACUCGGGGGCGAGGCCCGAUGAAGCUGUGUCGUGGGGGAAAAUCAAACUAACAGCUAGACCUGUCAAGGUGAGACUCAAUUAGUUAAUGUUAUAUAGACCUGUCAAGGUGAGACUCAAUUAGUUAAUGUUAUAUAGACCUGUCAAGGUGAGACUCAAUUAGUUAAUGUUAUAUAGACCUGUCAAAAUGAGACUCAAUUAGUUAAUGUUAUAUAGACCUGUCAAGGUGAGACUCAAUUAGUUAAUGUUAUAUAGACCUGUCAAGGUGAAACUCAAUUAGUUAAUGUUAUGUAAACAUGUUUAGGUGAGACUCAAUUAUUUAAUUUAUGUAGAUAUGUUUAGGUGAGACUCAAUUGUUUAAUUCGUGUAGACAUGUUUAGGUGGGUAUCAAGUAUUUAAUUCAUGUAGACAUGUUUAGGUGAGACUCAAUUAUUGAAUCUCUUAUCGUGUUAUUUAAUUUAAGUAAACCAGUCUAAAUCUGGUUUAAAAUUGCCUCUAAAAACAAGGAUCUCAAGCAAUGCCAGCCAGGGGAAGUAAGGGUCUGUCGCCAUUAAAUUUAGCCAGAAUGUGAAUAGGUGUUCAGUGCCAUUAAGACAGUGGUCCUCAACCUUCCUAAUGCCGUGACCCUUUACCACAGUUCCUCAUGUUGUGGAGACCCCAAAAUGUAAUAUUAUUUACGUUGCUACUUCAUAAAUAUAUGUUUUCUGAUGGUCUUAGGGGACCCCUGUGUAGGGGUCGUUCAAAACAUCCCCCCCCCUCCCACGGGGUUCGCGACCAACAAGGUUGAGAACUGCUGCAUUAAGAUGUUCAGUAAUUCGUCAUCAUAGAGGGAAGGUUGGUCAUGAAAAUAAUUUCAUGAUGUGCCGAGUCAAAGCUCUUAUAGACAAUGACUUGAACUGAAAGGUACGCUAGAAUGUUAAUGAAAUGUUUUUAUUUCAUCUGAUUUUCAGGUCUACGGUGAGGCGUCUGUGAUACUCCCGAUUCUUGUCGGAGAGACCUUCGCCAGCAGGCAGAAAGAGUUCCAAAAGUUUUAUUCCAAGCAAAAAGACUGAUAUUUAUAAUAAACAUAAACUUUAUAUC
Messenger RNA from Lymnaea stagnalis (great pond snail), 9892 nucleotides. The record is from the annotation of a GenBank genome assembly. Lineage: Eukaryota; Metazoa; Mollusca; Gastropoda; Lymnaeidae.